GUUGAGCAUUAGUACUCUGAUCUGCUUCAGGUGCUGAGGUAACAUCUUGUGGAGAUCUCCUCGAAGUUCACUGAUCCCUGGCCUCCUGUGCAGAGAAAAGAAGGCUUUAAAAAGAUGUAUCUACUACAGCCAAGAACCCAAGCCCUCAGGAACAGCGUUGUACUGUGUGAUGCUGCACAGCACACGAUCAGACAAAACAAACAGCUGUUAAACAGCUGUGGGCAGCUGUUGCUCAGGAGGGUACAGGCGGUCGUCCACUAACCAGAGGGCCGGUGGUUCAAUGCCUGGUUCCUCCAUUCCUUGUGUUGAAGUGUCCUUGUCAAGACACUGAACCCCAAGCCAGCAGUGUGUGAGUAAUGUUUGACAGAGAAAGUGCUGCACAUAGAUGCACUGUGUGAAUGGGGUAAUUGGCCAAACUGUUCUGUAGAGCGAUUUGAUUUAUUACUAUUUGAUAGAAUGGUUCUAAUAUAAACUAAUAAAGCCAGAAGUGCCAGCCAGCAGUGUGAUAAUGUGAGGUUACAGGGUAUCACUCUGUGGGACCAUAAACACAGAACUUUUUCAUCAGCAACUUUCUGUGCUAUGUGGGGCUAUUUAAUGGAAAACCCUACCUAAAGCAAUGAUAAAGCUGACUUUAUUUCUUAGAAAAUGUACUUCUAGACUGUAUUAUUUACAUAUUUACAUGCACUGUAUUAUGCACAGUAGGCUUUAUUGAUAUGAAUGGAAUGUGUAUGUGAUAAGGUAAUGGAAACGACAUGCCCCAGAGUAACAGUUCCAAUAGUCCAUCACUCAGGCUAUAAAAAUCACUGCAGUAUGGCCUCGUGCUCCACUUGAGGCAGUUGUUGGUUGAACUGCAGCAGAGUGGUGAGUACUCAUUCCACUUUCAGUGAUUACUUUUUCUUGUGAAGGAAACAUGUUGCAUUAGGUUUUAUUUUAAGAGGUCUUCUAAUGGCCAAGAUACAAGAUGAAGUGUUCUGUUAUUAGAUGAAAAUUAGAUUUAUUGUCUAAAUCAGCCUCUGUUGUUGUUUCUGUGUUCUCAUUGGAAGGUUGGUGUGUGCAAUGAGUGGUGGUUGCAUAAGUGACCAUACAUUCGAUCAAAUGUAUGGACAAAGGUGAAAAUCCUCAAACCAAUUUUGUCUGAGUAUCCUCGUGGAACAGCUUUGUCUCACUUAUUGUCUUAGUCAGUGAGGUGUCUUAGCUGCUAAUCCCCAAACAACCCACUGUUAUCAGCUGCUUUAACAAUAAACUCCAAGACUGGAAAAAACUAAAAACUAAACCAAUACAGAAUACCUGCACUACAAGUAUAAGACAGGGUCAGAUCACUUAUGUUAUUAUUAUUAGUUAAUAGUCAGUUACCGAAUUUAACAAUAUGGUCAUUUUAGUAAUUAGUGACAUGGUCCACUGGAUUUUAAAAUAGUGUACUCCAAUUUGGAUUAUAUUGCACCUCAUACUCAAAAAUGGACUGUGCCAUAAUUAUUCUUUUUUUUUUGUCUUGAAACAUUAUAUGCAGCAUUUUUGCAUCAGCCAAUGAAGUAGCCAUCACUACCCUUAUCUCGCAUAUGAGUCUUGGGGUACAAGGUUGAGACGAGUUAAAGUAAAAAAACAAAACAAAACUAAAAAAUAAACUCAAGUUAAAGCCAUGCCACAUCCAUUCUACACUGUUCUCUGCUUUUUUCUAAAGUAGAGGUGAAGGCAAUGUUGUCAGGAUUGGAGGCUCUUUCUAUGGACUCUUUUUUCAGCCAACACAAAGUAGAAUACUUGUUUACCAAACUCCAGAUGUCAGACACACUUUUAUAUCCUUAGUUAUUGUGAGUUUAAAUACUUAUGUUUGCUAUUUUUUAAGAUACAAUCAUGUAAUCUUUCUCAAUAUAACCCUAAUCUAAUAACACAUUUUUUUUAAUGAAUCUGGGAUGAUUAGAUUUGCUUAUAUAGAUACUUUUGUUACCUAAUUAUUAGGUAACCCUAACCCUAACCCUAAUUAAUUUAUUAGGUCCUAAUAAAUUAAUUUUGAUUACAUGUUAUUCAUUUCUACCAUACCCUGAUGACUAGGUAAUAAUGCUAAUAUAAGUAUACACACUGUAGUGGGAAGCUCACAGUUUACUUUACUGUGACAAAACACAAGCUGUCAUGUAACGAAUUAUUUCUGUUUCUUUGUAGACACCCUCGGCUUCCUGUCACACCCUCUACUUGAUGUAGUAAAUGUCUUCGGUGGGCUGGUACUGUCUUCUCUUCUCCUCUGUCUUUGUGUGUUACUGGGUGCCAUCAGGCUGCUAUGCCAAUGGUAAAGUCACCACAGCCUGUGGGGGCAUGGAGCCCGAGCACGGUGCCCCGGCUCAGACCACUCAAAGUCCUUACCACCUAACAACCAACACCAGCACCUUCAGCCCCGGAGAGCAUAUCCAAGUCAAUCUAUCUGGAACAUCAUAUUUUGAGGGCUUCCUGCUUCAGGCCAGAGAUGCAGCCAAUCAGGGCUCAGCACCCACCGCCGGCAGCUUCACCCUGACCAAUCCCCACAGGACACAGCUGCUGACCUGUAAUAAGCAGCAGGGUUCAGCAGUGAGCCAUACGAGUAAAAAAAAACAGACAGAGGUUGUUGUCCUCUGGAAUGCUCCCAAAGAUGCUCCCAGUGAGGUUCAGUUUUUUGUGACUGCAGUCCAACACUACAAUGUGUUUUGGGUGAAGCUGCCUGGACCAAUCAUCUAUCGCCAUGGUGUCACACCUCGCCCACCUCAGUCAACCACUACACUUGCUCCAGUGCAGACGACCACAGCCUCUCUCCUGCCAGGACCUUUCACGUCUGGCAGCUGCGGCCAAUCGAAAUCCUGCCUGCUAGACCCUGUAGGCUGUGAUCCAAAGGAUCCUCACUGCUUCUUCUUGUCCAUGACGACUGAGGGACCAGACAAAACGUCUGUGAUGUUUGAGCUGAGUGGCCCAGCGGAGGGAUACGUGGCCUUUGCUCUGUCUUGGGACACAUUGAUGGGCAAUGAUGAUGUGUAUAUGUGUGUAAAAGAUGGGGACAGUGUCUCAGUGAGUGCUGCCUUCGUCAGUGGACGGACACAUCCUGAGGACCAGACACAGGCUGGACUUUUCUCAGUAUCAUGGCGGCUGGCAGAUGGAACCAUCCAGUGCAGGUUCAGUAGACCGGUCAAAAUGGCCAAUCAGGAAGCAGGCCGCUAUGACCUGGACCAAGAGUACUUUCUGUUUCUAACCAGCGGACAUGCUCAGUAUGGUAAAAUAUGGAAACAUAAUCAACAACCAUUAGUGUCCGUCCAGAGGAAACAUAUCACAGGCCCCUCUGAGGUACUAACAGGCUCCAGAGGACCCACCAUAAUGAAAGCGCAUGGUGCACUAAUGCUGUUAGCAUGGAUGCUAACUGGGAGUGUUGGUACCUUCAUCGCCAGUUUCUAUAAACAGGAUUGGCCAAAUCAAACUCUGUAUGGCCAGAAAGUGUGGUUCCAGGUUCAUCGAGGCCUAAUGAUGCUAACUGUGACGCUGACCAUUGUAGCCUUUACCCUACCAUUUAUCUACAGGAAAGGUUGGAGCAAGCAUGCAGGUGUCCAUCCCUACCUGGGCUGUUGUGUUGUGACAUUAACUCUGAUUCAACCAAUAACAGCUGUGUUCAGACCAAGACCUGACUCUCACAGGAGAUAUCUCUUUAACUGGGCCCACUGGGGACUUGGAUCUCUGAUUGAGAUCAUGGCAGUGGCGACCAUGUUCCUGGGUACACGUCAAUCAUCACUGCUCCUCCCCCAGCCAUGGGCGACGCAUGUUUUGAUUGGCUAUGUGACAUGGGUGGCCUCAUUCAGAUUCAUGCUUCUGAUUCACAAACACCUUCACAUCAAAAAAGCACUACGGUCAGAUGACCUACAGGAAAUCUAUUCCGACCAAUCAGAGCCCUCUACCUGGGGGUCCUUCAAAAAGUCCCUCAUCUUGGCUGCCCUGGCUUUGGGAAACUCUGGUCUCCUGGUGGCCUUGUUGUGUUCUAUUGCUGAAAUUUGAAAUAACUUUCAGGACCUUUUAAGCAAGGCUUGGUCUACAAUUAAUCAAAGCCCCAUGACAGAAAGAAAUAAUGUCAAGACUACAAACAUUUUAUUUUAAAUUAGAUCUACUUUGAUAAAUGUUUCCUUUUUGUAAUAUUCAAACGAUUUUUGUUUUAUUUCUGUAGUUUAGUUUAGUUUUUAAUGACUCUUCUGUUCCUAUAUUUAGUGGCAUUGUUAAGGUUUAACAGAGGCACUUCCAGGCCCUCGAGAAAAAACUUGAAUCAGCAAAAUAGUUUCCUACACAUGCUGUUUAAUGCUUUUCCUUUCUUUUUUGUGCAUGUUUAGUGCUUUUUGUACCAGAACACAACUUAAUAAACGCAAGUGU
Molecule: messenger RNA, 4362 nt
Organism: Hippoglossus stenolepis (Pacific halibut)
Lineage: Eukaryota; Metazoa; Chordata; Actinopteri; Pleuronectiformes; Pleuronectidae
Gene: frrs1a
Product: ferric-chelate reductase 1a
Exons: 17
Coding region: 2197-3996 (599 amino acids)
Molecular function (GO): oxidoreductase activity, acting on metal ions
Source: RefSeq, a predicted model, not a curated record